AUGUCUUCUGAAAUAACUAAAAUACAAACACCUAAUAAUAUGUCUUUCGAAUUAAAUAUGCCUGAUAAUAUGUCUUUUGAAAUAAAUACAUCCUAUAAUAAUAUGUUUUUCGAAUUAACUGAAGAUACAACCAAUGAAUUAGCUGAAAUAGAAAUAGUUAAUAUGUCUUUUGCAAUAGCUGAGACAGAAAUGUCCAAUUAUCGGUUAGAAAAUCCAGAAAUAACAAGAGAAAGUUAUUCCCGAAAAAUGGUACCAAAAACUACUUACCUUGCAGGUAGAACAACUAAAAGUGCACAUGAACGUAGAAAUCAUCUUAGAAGAGAAGCUUAUGUAUGCAAAAAG
Messenger RNA from Cetraspora pellucida, 342 nucleotides. Lineage: Eukaryota; Fungi; Glomeromycota; Glomeromycetes; Diversisporales; Gigasporaceae. The record is from the annotation of a GenBank genome assembly.